AUGAGUGACGCUAAGGAAGCGAAAAAGUUGUCUCGGAUCGGAUCGGAGGUGAAGGCCUCAGACGCGUCGGGGCAGAUUUUCAAGGGGCUGCAGGUGUGGUGUGAUUGUGCCCCGGGCGUGAAACAGGACCCAAGUUUGAUGUUUGCGAAGUGUUUGGUGUUGCCGGGGAGUACGGCGCAGACGUUUAAGUUGAAGCAGGUGGAGCCGGAGGAUCCAGAGAACCGUGCGUUUGAUGCGCCACAGUCUAGCGUGUACAAUACAAACCAGAAUAUCGACCCAUUGUCAUUUCCGGACAUCGGUAUGAUUCCGCACACAAAUGUGGCGGCGGUGGUGGAUUUCAUUCGUACUCGUUUCCUGAAGAAGCAGAUCUACACCACGGCCGACCCGUUGUUGCUGGCUAUCAACCCCUUUAAAGAUCUGGGCAAUGCCACCGACGAGGUUAUUAAAAAGUAUCGCGACACGGGUGACGCGGCCAAGUUACCCCCUCAUGUCUUCUCCGUUGCGCGAGAAGCUUUGGAGAACCUACACGGCAUCAACAAGUCUCAAACCAUCAUUGUUUCUGGCGAGUCGGGUGCUGGCAAGACGGAAGCCACCAAGCAAAUUAUGCGUUACUUUGCAGCCGCCAAAUCCGGUAAGAUUGACCUCAAGGUGCAAAAGGCUGUGCUGGCCGGUAACCCCGUGUUGGAAGCGUUCGGGAACGCCAAGACGAUCCGAAAUAACAACAGUUCCCGUUUCGGUCGCUUCAUGCAACUUGCGGUAGCCCCAGGUGGCGGUAUCGAGUUCGGUAGCGUGCGAAAUUUCUUGCUCGAGGUAAGUCGAGUGGUGACCCAAGACGACCAGGAGCGGUCAUACCACAUAUUCUACCAGCUCCUGAAGGGGCUAACGGGUGACCAGAAGUCUAAGUUCAAGAUUCUGGGACCGACUCAGUACAAGUUCGUGAACGCAAAGUGCCUGGACGUGCCCGGGUGGGACGAUGUUCAGGACUGGAAGGAGGUGAAUGAAUCGCUGCAUAGCAUGGGCGCCACGGAGGAGGACAUUAACGGUAUCAUCCGCUGUGUGUCGGCGAUUAUGAUGCUGGGGAACGUGACGAUCAAGGGUGAAAACAAAAACGGUGUGCCGGACGCAGCCACUAUUGCGAACCCGGCCGAGUUCCAGACCGUGUGCGACCUACUCGGAAUCAGCGCGCAGGACGCUACUAUUGCCCUUGUAACCAAGAUCACGCAAGCACAAGGUCAAGAGAUCAAGGGUGUCUACAAUGCGGCGGACACAGAGAUUUUGAAGCUGUCAAUGGCCAAAGCCGUUUACAACGAGUUGUUUAAUUGGAUCAUUCGCAAAUUGAACUCUAAUAUCGAGCCACCUUCGGGCUUCGAUAAGUUCUUGGGUAUGCUGGAUAUUUUCGGGUUCGAAGUAUUCCAGAAUAACUCGCUUGAGCAAUUGUUCAUUAACAUCACCAACGAAAUGUUGCAGAAGGAUUUCGUUGAUGUGGUGUUUGAUAAGGAACAGAAAUUGUAUCGUUCUGAAGGUAUUAAUACGGCGGAUCUAGUAUGGACGACGAAUGCCCCGAUAAUUGAUUGUUUGACGAACAAGAAGUCUUCUGUGAUUUCGUAUUUAGAAGACACAUGUCUCGCUCCUGGUGGUGAUGAUAAGAAGUUCUUGGCAGGUGCAGCGGGUGCCCUGAGUAGCAACAAACACUUUGCUAAAGCGAAGAUCUCAUCGGACAUUAAUUUCAUCAUUACACACACCAUUGGUGAUAUUCAAUACAAUAGUACCGGCUUCAUUGCGAAGAACAAAGAUAUGCUCAAAGCGGAACUUGUGGAGGUCAUGCAGAAAAGUAGCUCACAUGUCACGGCAGCAUUGUUCAAAGAUGUCACCAUUACCAAGGGUAAGAUCGGUAAGAGUCAACUGAUUAGUUCGGUGUUCCUGGGACAACUGACGAAGCUCAUGGAACUCAUUCGCUCGACUGAGCCUCACUUCAUUCGAUGUCUGAAACCCAAUGAGGAAAAACAGGCACUCAAAUUCACUUCAGCCAAAGUCCUAAUUCAGCUCCAUGCACUUUCCAUUCUGGAAGCACUACAACUCAGAAAUCUCGGCUAUAGCUAUAGAAGACCUUUCGAAGAUUUCAUCAAGCAAUUCAAGUUCCUUGAUUUAGGUAUCACCGAAAACAAAUCACUCGAUCCUAAGACAGCUGCCACCCAAUUGCUAGAAGGAUCCGGUCUCAAGCCUCAAGAAUUCCAAAUCGGACAUACCAUGAUCUUCCUCAAACAUGAAGCCACAAAGGCUCUCACUCAAAGACAAAGGGAACUCAUGGCCGCAUGGGAGCCACUUACCGCACUACUAGAGGCCAUGUACAAGGCAUACUCUACCAGACAACUCAUCAAAACUCUCACACCCUCCAUCGUCAGGGUCCAAGCCCACAUCAGAGCAAAUCUUGUACGAAAAUAA
This is a messenger RNA of Gregarina niphandrodes, 2442 nucleotides long. Its product is annotated as putative myosin. Gene Ontology annotation, molecular function: ATP binding; microfilament motor activity; actin filament binding. The record is from RefSeq and is a predicted model, not a curated record. The transcript has a single exon. Gene Ontology annotation, biological process: vesicle transport along actin filament; actin filament organization. NCBI's taxonomy places the organism in Eukaryota, Apicomplexa, Conoidasida, Eugregarinorida, Gregarinidae. The coding region runs from base 1 to 2442 and encodes 813 amino acids. Gene Ontology annotation, cellular component: cytoplasm; myosin complex; vesicle.